Molecule: messenger RNA, 2648 nt
Organism: Athene cunicularia (burrowing owl)
Lineage: Eukaryota; Metazoa; Chordata; Aves; Strigiformes; Strigidae
Gene: THY1
Product: Thy-1 cell surface antigen
Exons: 3
Coding region: 95-580 (161 amino acids)
Source: RefSeq, a predicted model, not a curated record
UGUGCCGGGGCGAUGGCCUGGCUAACUGCCUCUCUCUCUCCCUGCCCAGGCUCCCCUCCCAGUGACAGCCACCGCCAGGCACCUCAGCGGCGAGAUGAACCCCACCGUCGGCAUCGCUGUCAUCCUGACAGUCCUCCAGGCCGCCCACUGCCAGAUGGUCAAGGACCUGAGUGCCUGCCUGCUGGGCCAGAGCCUCCGGGUGGACUGCCGCUAUGAGAACAAAACCAGCAACCCCCUGACCUACGAGUUCAGCAUCACCAAGGACAACAGGAAGCACGUCAUCCACAGCACCAUGAGCGUCUCCGAGAACAUCUACCGGAGCCGAGCCAACGUCACCAUGCACAAGAACCUGGUGUGCCUCUACCUGCAGAGCUUCACCACCAGCGAUGAGGGUGUCUACAUGUGCGAGCUGAAGGCCGCCAGCGACUACACCAGCAACCAGAAAAAGAACAUCACUGUCAUCAAAGACAAACUGGAGAAAUGCGCCGGCUUCAGCCUCUUGAUCCAGAACACUUCGUGGCUCCUGCUGCUUCUCCUUUCCCUGCCUCUCCUGCAAGCUGUGGACUUCGUGUCCCUGUGAAAGGAAAAGCACACACACGCACGCACACACGCACGCACGCACACACCGAGUCCCCCAGCAAACCCGCCUCCCCCGCCAGAACGCAGCCCUUGGAAAGAGAAGCUGAAUCAUUUGGAACAAGUGAAACCUCUCUGUGUUAUCUCUAUAUAGCCGUAUAUCUAACGCUAACCACCGUCCUGUGCCAAGACCCACCAUCACACGCACACACGCCCUGCUCCGAAGCAUGGUGGCUCUGCUAGGCAGCAUUGCUUCUCCCAUCGCACCUCCCCGCUCAGUUUUGCUGGCUGGUUUGCUCUUGCUGGGAGCACUGGAGCCUCAGCCCCGCACAGCCCGCUCCCCCAUCCCUUUAACUCUUGGGGUUUGCCUGUUCUCCACUGGGGGAAGACAGCUGGAUGGGCAGGUAAGAGCGACAGCGAGAGCGUGCGGAGGGGUCCCCAUGCUGGGUGCUGUGCCCGCAGCCCCUGGAGGAAACGGGGGCCCCCCCUCGGUGUCCCCAGCCCACCCUGCCCGCUAGCCAAGUGACUCACCGAUUUCUCAGCCUGCUCCUGUCACCCUCAGUCACCCUGAGCUGUCGCAACUGCAAGGGGGCAUGAGGUGAGUCCUGUCUCAGAGCAGGCUGGCAAGAGCCAGGGAGCAGGGGAGGCGUGGGGUGAUGCUGGGCCUGGCUAGGCUGGGCCGAGAGAGGGGAGCGGGUCUAGGAGACACCCAUCAAAUGCCCCUGCCUCCUUAGGGCUCUCUGGGGCCCUGCGAGGGGGCUCCCUGCUAACGGGCUUUGGCAACAAGUGUUUCCUAAUCUGUUUCUAAGAGCCGAGCUGGAAGAGAGGCCUCCUCCAGACAUCACCUGGUACCUUUGGGCUGCCCCAGCCCAAGGUACCACUUUGCUCUCCCCAGGGACCAGCCCUUAGCUGUGACGAGAGAAUUUCUGCCAGCACCCGCUCGCAGCGGAGGCAAGCAGAGGCCUCUCUGAGCUAGCCACAGCCUUGCCUUCGCCCCUGCUCCCCUCCCCACAGGCCCCAGAGCUGGAUCCAGUCAGGCUGGUGGGGAGGGGACUCCCCUCCGGGAGCAUGACCCCAAAGACUCCUCUGCACCAUCACCUUGUCUUCCCUGAGAGAACGUCUGGGGACACUGGUUCCUUCCUCAUGGCACACGUCCUGGUGCCUGGCCCUGGGCAGGCUCAGCAGCCUUCCUCCAGCACAGUCUUCCUCCAGUCCCACCGUGCUGCUGGGAGUAGCCCAUGUGCUCCCUCCCUCCCUUCUCCCUGCUCCCUUUCAGCAUUUCCCUGUCUCCAUUUCGGAGCAGAAAAGGGCCUAAGGGCAGCCAGUUCUUGGCCGCUGCCUCAGUAAGGCCAGGACCUUCCCAGGGGUCAGCAGGAGCGGGAGAGGGAUGCUGAGCGCGGCCCGUAUCCCCCAGCCCAGGCCUGCCCCCAGGACCCCAAGGAGCCAGCGGGCUCCCCAGAACCCCUGCCCUGGCCUCCCCAAAACCUGGCAGCACCCAGGCAAGGAGCAGCCCAGCUCCUGGGGAGAGAUUGACCGGAGGGCCGCCCCACUGCCCCCACACCCAGAGGCAGGCAGGGGGGCAGAACAAGAUGCAGGCAGGAGCAUGGGGGUCCGUGGGGGGCACCUCAGCCCCGCUGAGCUCCCCGUGCAGCCACGGCUGUGCCACCACGGCUGAGAACGAUUCACAGCAGCUGCUCCCCACUCCUUGCUCUCCUCCAGACACUGUGAGCUGCCUCCUACCCCCGUGCCCGUUCCCUGCCCGUCCCUGCCUGCUUGCUUGCUGUCUAGUGCUGCUGAGGCCGUGCCUAGCUGAGCUCUGGCUGCGCCCAGCUCCCCGGGCUUGCUGGUGAGCGCCAGAGCGGGCGCAGAGCCCAGCCGGCAGAGCGCGGAUGCGUCUCGAGUCUCAUUUUUUUGUGAACAUUUGUAGUUGUUUCCACAGCUUAUCGUAAAAGAAAUUCUGUUAAGGGGGAAAAGAAAAAGAACCCGACGAAAAGCACCACCAACAACAGAACCCCUAUCCUCCAGGAGUGUUCCUCUGUCUGCACAAUAAAAACCCUGGGUUGUGUGUUGGA